Durio zibethinus is the source of this 2848-nucleotide messenger RNA. NCBI's taxonomy places the organism in Eukaryota, Viridiplantae, Streptophyta, Magnoliopsida, Malvales, Malvaceae. The record is from RefSeq and is a predicted model, not a curated record.
UGCUUGGCUAACACGCGAAGUUGAAAAAGCCCCGGGUUUUUGCUGCUUUCAUGCUCUUUUCCUCUUCAGCUUUAUUGGUAAAACUGAAAACUUCCUUCUACAGCUUUUCUCUCCAAAAAAUUUUGCUAUCUAAUUAAAAUUAAAUCUUGGACAGGUAAUUGCUUUUUUUGGUUCUGCAUAAAAUUUAGUAUUUUGAGGAUGUUGCUUUUGGAUCCCUCAAAGAAGAUGUCAUUUAACCGGUGCAUUAGAGAUGGAGACUUGGUUAUUGUCUAUGAGAGGCAUGAUACUAUGAAGGCUGUUAAAGUGUGUGAGAAUUCGGUUCUUCAAAAUCGUUUUGGUGUGUUUAAACAUUCGGAUUGGAUUGGGAAGCCAUUUGGUUCCAAAGUGUUUAGCAACAAGGGUGGAUUUGUUUACCUAUUGGCUCCAACGCCGGAGUUAUGGACUUUGGUUCUAAGUCACAGGACUCAGAUUCUCUAUAUUGCAGAUAUUAGCUUUGUGAUUAUGUACUUGGAAAUAGUUCCUGGUUGUUUGGUUCUUGAAUCAGGGACCGGAAGUGGAUCUUUAACAACCUCACUUGCAAGGGCUGUGGCUCCUACCGGACAUGUUUAUACAUUUGAUUUCCAUGAACAGAGGGCUGCGUCAGCUAGAGAGGAUUUUGAGAGGACAGGAAUAAACACCUUAGUUACUGUGGGAGUCAGAGAUAUUCAGGGUGAGGGAUUUCCAGAUGAAUUUUUCGGGUUGGCUGAUUCUGUAUUUCUGGACCUUCCACAACCUUGGCUGGCCAUUCCUUCAGCUGGAAAAAUGUUGAAACAAGAUGGAAUUUUGUGCUCCUUCUCACCUUGCAUUGAACAAGUGCAACGCUCAUGUGAAACUCUUAGAUCAAACUUUACAGGUACAGACAUAAGGACCUUUGAGAUACUACUUCGCACGUAUGAAAUCCGUGAAUGGAAAAUGGAUUGCUCAAAGGUUGAUGAUGAUCGUUCCGUUGCAUCUCCUCCAUGCAAGAGGAGGCAGCCUUCAGGUGAAGGAAGCAUGGGGGACAACCCAAGUUCUCCAGCAGUCAUGGCUCGGCCAUCUGCUGAAGCUAGAGGGCAUACUGGAUAUUUGACAUUCGCAAGACUUGAGCAUGUGUCAUGAAAAACAUUACUCUUACGAUCAAUUCAGCACGAUAUUGAGAGUUUGUAUCCUUGUAUUCUGAUUGAUUCUUACAUCACUCCAUUACAAAAUUGUUCAUUCCUUAUCAUCUCUGGUCAACACAGAAGGUUCUGAUAAUGGUUUAGGCUCUUGUUAUUCCAUGUUGCUUUCAACUGAGGUGUACCAAAAGUCUAAAACUAUAUCAUACAGAUGGGACGAUGAUAUUUCUUUCUGCACUUGGGGUUACAGGAUACAAUUUUUUAUGUGGAGUUGUGGAAAGAAUAAUCAUCAACUCUUGGCAAUCAAAGCUUCACUAGAAUAACAUUGCCAUUUGCCAAUUCUAUUGUUUCUUUACAAAUGCAUUUCUGAUCCUAUUGUUUCAUUAUAAAUUAAAAUUUCUCAUCCAAAAGUCUUCUAUUUGCAGUUUUUAUCCUCUCAUGGCAAAAUGUACUGUUACGCUUCAUAUCUACCAUGGAAUCUUUCGAUUGGAUUCCUUAAGUGGCUGAAAAAUGUCCUGGAAAUGGAUUUUAGGGGAUUAUCUAGUUGGCAAAAUAUGAGGUCCAUGGUUUAGAUUUCCCUUUUGAAAAGAAGCCUUGAUUGUCACUUCUGUCUUGGCAUCUUUAGUACACAUACUAGUGAAUUCAUGCUAUCCAUGCAUUUCCAGCUCUAGCUAAUCACCACCAAAUGAAGUUUGCAGAACUUUGGACUAAUUGAUCUGUUCGGUUUUUGUCCAUAGUUUGACAUUACCCAUAACAAGAAAUCAACACGUUGGAAACUGAACUGUUAACUUCAUAUAUUAGUAUGGAUAAUCAAGCAUUAAACAUGCACCUCUACUUGAAUUUGCCGUAAAGAUUAUAGAAUGUAUGAUUUUCAAGUUUCAGCUUCAAAAUAAAACUGUUCAUCACUAUUACCUCAGUCUUUUGACCUUUGUGUCCAAUGUUUUAUUCAUCUUAAACACCACUUUUGUUAGUGACUUCACAGUUCAGACUUUAAGAAUGUGAACCGCAAGACUGAUGAAGCUAACUGCCAAGUGCAAAAGUAAAUGCCUUGUCCUUUUCAUGCCCCGCAUUUUUGUAUUCAUGCAGGUUUAAAACCCCAACCUCUAUGACCUUGCCUUCCUUUUGUAACAUUCAAAAUGCAUAGCAUUGCAUUCGUUCUUUCUCCUUAGCUCCAUUGUUCAAACCUCCAACUAAAAACCACAACCCCAGAUAUAGUCGGGUAUCAAACCUAUCUUCUUUAAAGCCGUUAGAUCUCAGUUCCAGAUAUGGACAUUCAUAUCAAGAACCUUCUUAUCUGUCUUCUUGUUCAGGCUCCAAUGCUCUAAUCUUUCAGUCAUUCCUCAUUUCAGAUAAAACAUGUGAUAGUUUUAAGGUCAGAGCAACAUCAGUUCCUGAAAACAUAGAUGACACAAAGGACUCCAGCGGUUUGGCUAGGACCUUGCAGCUUGGAGCCAUGUUUGCAUUUUCGCAUUUUCUGAACAUCAACUUCAACAUUUUCAACAAGCAGGAUUUAUAUCCUUUUUUUAAUCACAAUUUCUUAUUUUCACUAUAGUUCAAGGGUCAUCCCUUAAAUAUAUUCCCUUACAAUUAAGUCAGCAGUGUCUUAGAGAAAUGCAAUUCAAAGCACCGAAGUAAAUCUUGAGUUCGGUGAUAAAUUUUCUUAGAUUGCUAUUGUUAGUUUUCGAUAUACCAUUCACAUUAAGGCUGAUAUAUUU